Molecule: messenger RNA, 732 nt
Organism: Ophidiomyces ophidiicola
Lineage: Eukaryota; Fungi; Ascomycota; Eurotiomycetes; Onygenales; Onygenaceae
Exons: 2
Coding region: 1-732 (243 amino acids)
Molecular function (GO): protein binding
Source: RefSeq, a predicted model, not a curated record
AUGUCAUUCAGCACAGAUGGGGAGCCGCCUCCUAGAAAAGAUGCAGUUGCUCCAGAAGGUGCUUCACCAAUGGGCAGCGACGAACGCGUCAGCAAAUUCUCUGAGGAUCUAGGUUCACCAACCAUUCCAGUCAGCGUCAGCCAUACAGCCUCUGCCUCACCGCAGAUUUUUUACUUGCAUUUACGUCUUUUGACUCGAGCCUCCACCUACUUCGAGAAGGCCUUGGAAAGCAACCGGUUCGCCGAAGGCCAAGAACAGAAAGUGGACCUAAAGGAAGUUGACCCUGACGUUUUUGGCUUUUUCGUUGAGUGGCUGUAUCGAGACCGUUGGGAGCAUCAGGCCGAACCGUCCGCAUUGCACGAGACUGCUAUCCCGCUUUUCACACGUGUCUACGCUCUUGGUCAGAGACUUUUGUGUCCCCUCAUGGAAGAAGCUGCAGCGAGAAUUGUCUAUGAGAGCUGCGACGCAUUGGGAAACAAUAUUUCGGAUACAGUGGUAUGUGACCUGCUGGAGCUUUCGGAAAGCGAGUUGCCGUCCGAGGAUACCCUCGGUGAUCGGAUCCUGUGGUUGGCUGUGGAGAGACUUGAAAAGCUACAGAAGUUUGACAGAUUCAACUCCCUUGUACUUGAACGCAGCAACCUCGCGAUAGGUCUUUGCAGGCGCGCGGGCCCAAGAAAAUGGAAUAGAGAGAAGAAAGUGAGCUGCAGAUUCAAGAGAGAAAGUGUCUACUGA